AUGGAGUUCCUCGCCGAGGAAAACGACUGCGGUCAAACGCUGCUGCGCCUCGUUAGUCGUGGUAGCGCUAUCAUUGCUGAGCUGCUUCGUUUGUCCAACAAUAUCCCGGGCGUCUUCAUGGGGCCUUCGCAUGUGGAAGACCCAGAGCAACUCAAAUACUUGAACAUUCUGUUUGAUUUUGCGUAUUUGAAGAAUCCAGAGGACUUUGAGAAUAUGGUCAACAGCAAUACGGAGCUUUUGGAUGUCGAUGAUGAAUUUAUGGAUAACCAUGAAGACAUUCUGGAUCGGUUCUACCAGCUAUUUGACGGCGUUUAUAAGUAUAUCAGUGACUACUUGGAGUUUCUGGAUAAUCUCGAGAAAGGUUUCUUUAUUCAACACACGCUGGCCAACAUCUUGCUGGACACGGACGGUGCUCAGCUCAUGUGUGAGGCGUUGUACCUCUACGGAGUGAUCUUGCUGCUAUUGGACCGCAAGAUCCCCGGCUCGACGCGUGAGAAGAUGGUCAUCGCCUUCUAUCGAAGCAAGGGCGAGUCUGCACUGGAAAACAUUGACGAAGUCUGCAAACUAUGCCGCGUGACGGGAUACCUGCCUGGCCAGCCAAAGCCGGCUCAGUAUCCAGAGCGAUACUUCAAGCGCUUUCAACCUCCGGAGGAAGUUGUCAGUAUGGUGAUUGGUAAACUGCAGUCUGACGAUGUGUACCUGCAAGAACCGUGCUUCCCGCACCGCACCCAUCGCUCUACUCGACUUGCAGGACAAGCUUCGAUGCUUUUCGUGAUCUUGUUUUUUGCGCCGGAUAUCCUGAUUCACGAGAAGGCGAGUAUGCGCGAAAUCGUAGAUCGUCACUUUAACGACAACUUCAUCUUAACGACGUACAUGGGAGCAGUAGCUGACCUAUCGCUGGAGUGGGCGGCUUACCCAGCGGCACGCUUGGCGCUUGCAAACACGCUGGAGCCGUCGAAUAUUGCUCACAUUACGAAGAAGAAGGCACAGCAGAUGCAGCGAUCCAUCGAAGAACUAAACUAUUUUUUGACCGAAGGCGUACUUACGGAAAUGUAUGUACUGGAAAAUCUUGAUCCGUUAUUGAACUGUAUUCGUAACGCCAACGUGACGAUCCGGUGGACUAUGAUGCACUCCCGCAUUCAACCAGUAAUCUCCAUGAUGGAAAACGCCACGGCUCAGCGCGAUAUCUUUGAUAAAGGCACAGACCCGGACAAGCUGAUCACUCUACUGCUCAAGGUCUCACAGUUGGAGUGGAAGCUCAAGCAAAUGUUCGAAGCCCUGCUAGCCAGUAAAGAAGACCGGUGGCAGCGUUGUAUGAAGGAAACAUCGGAACGAAUGGAGGAGCUUAGCGAAUACUUUUCAGGUGAGAAACCGCUCACCCGCGUGGAACGCAAUGAGGAUCUUAUGAAGUGGUUCAAGGACCUGGCUGAGAAGGUCAACAGCUUGGACUACAUAGAUCACAUUAAGGCUGGGCGACGAAUUAAACGACUGAUUGAGGCAUUGGGCCACGUUGAACAGUUUGACCAAAUUGACACGAAUUUGCAAGUAAAGGCGUAUCUUGAAGAGUCUCGCGAAUUUCUUACUGAAAUGGUGCGAACCGUGCGUAUUCGAGAUGAGGUCAUGGGUAUUAUCGAGAAUGUGUCAGAUUUAUCGUAUGCCUGGGAGAUCAUUAACGAUUUCAUGAAGAUCCUGCAUCAGCGCGUAAAAAAUGACCCGUCGUCUGUCAUUUUGCUGCGUGCGAUGUUUCUGAAGUUUGCGUCAAUUUUGGAUGUACCGCUUACGCGUAUUCAUCAGUGUGGGUCCGAGGAUGUGAUUUCGGUGGCGGAGUAUUAUUCGGCUGAGCUCGUGGACUACGUGCGGCGCGUUAUGGAAGUCAUUCCACAGAGCGUCUUCCGUAUCUUGGCGGGUAUAAUCAAGCUGCAGACAGACCACAUGAAGCCGAUUCCCGUGAAGUUCGAAAACACGUUGCUAAAGAACCACGCUCAAUUGAACGAGCGUUACCGCCUUGCACGUGCAACUAAUGAGGUUUCCAAGUACACUGAGGGUAUUCUGGCCAUGAAGCGUACGUUACUUGGUAUCAUCGAGGUCGACCCUCGACAAGUGCUGGAAGAUGGUUUGCGCAAAGAGCUUGUCUAUCGUGUGUCGCUCGCUUUCCACGAGGUGCUCAACUUUGAGAAGAAUACGUCUGAAGAAUGUAACGAGGUCUUUGUUAAGUUGGCCUCCAACCUGGAUGCCUAUCGACUAUCUUUCGAAUACAUUCAAGACUACAUUGGUAUUUACGGACUGCGCAUGUGGCACGAAGAGCUAUCUCGUAUUAUCAACUACAACGUCGAGCAAGAAUGCAACCGCUACCUGAAGAAGAAAGUGUACGACCGCGCAUCCCAGUACCAGAGUCGUGCAAUCCCGAUUCCACGCUUUCAGCCGCCAUCAGGUGAUAUGAGUGUGAACUUCAUGGGACGCCUCAUGCAUGCGCUUUUUAUCAUGACUGACCCCCAUACAACCAUCUACUCACCGCAGUCCAUCGGUUGGUUCUCCGAAGAUGGCAAAGAAGUAUGUGGCAUUGGUGCUUUCUCUGUUCUUCACAAGAGCGUAGGUCUGUUAGGCCUGGCAGGUCUAGACCGUAUGCUUUCGUUCCGUAUUGUGCAUACACUUAACAACUUGGUGAAGUUCUGGGGGUCAGCUGUAACGCCUUACUUACCGCUCCUGAACCAGCUCUCCGAAGCGCUUGUGCCAGAGUGGAAGCUGCCCGAGCACUCGACGAAGCUAUACGAAGCUGCGCUGAAAAAGGUAGAGAAGAUCAUGAGUAAGCUGCUCAAGGCUGUGCUUAUUAUUGGUCAGGCAGCACUCAUCCGGCGACAGAUUUCAAGUGAACUCUCGUUCUCAAGCCGCCUGGACGCUAAUUUGCUAGCUUCAACACUGGAUACGUUGAACAUUUCGCUUUUAAAUGAUAUUCGCGCACACUAUCGUGACCCGAAGAACAAGCCGUACCCUGGCAAUGAUGGCAACCCCGUGCUUGUGGAACUGAACAAAUAUCUAGAGAAUACAGGUGCCAAUGAUCCAUUCCAGAAGAUCUACGUGACCGUUGCAGAGCCUAUGGAGGGACUUGCAGCUAUGUUCAUGCUCUUUGUGGUGGCCUAUAUGCCGAAGCUACAGUACGACCGUAACUUUGGUGCCCUCAGCCGCGUUGGUAAGAAUCCCAUUGAUGGCGAACCUCUCCUCGUUGGCAUCCUCACUAUCUUCAAGCAGUUCCAUCCUUCGUACACUGAGAAAUUUUUGGCCUAUUUGGGCCAGUUUGUGCGUACCAAGGUCAACGAUAUUUUCAGUGAUAAAAAGGGCAAGUCAUCUUCGUUGCCAACGGAGCUUCCUGUGGACGUGGUCAACGCACUAAUUUUCAUGCUCGAGUUUGCACGCUGCGCCAAGAUUAAGCGGAGCAUUCUGGAUGGUCACGUUCCUGCGUAUAUUUUUGAUGCUAUUCAGCUCUAG
Messenger RNA from Peronospora farinosa, 3483 nucleotides. NCBI's taxonomy places the organism in Eukaryota, Oomycota, Peronosporomycetes, Peronosporales, Peronosporaceae. The record is from the annotation of a GenBank genome assembly.